Molecule: messenger RNA, 3045 nt
Organism: Haemonchus placei
Lineage: Eukaryota; Metazoa; Nematoda; Chromadorea; Rhabditida; Trichostrongylidae
Source: the annotation of a GenBank genome assembly
AUGCUUUGUGGCACAGUACACCCUGGAAUGGCGAUUGAUCACGAUGCUGUGUUACACAUCCGAGAUCUCGUCAGUCAGAUUGUCACCGAGAUCUUGGAGCAGAAAACAUCCAGUGUUGUGGAUAUGGACAAGGCUGCUCGUAAGCUUUUCCCAGCGUCUUGCCACUGGAUUACUAAGGAUGCUUGGGAUGCGAUGUAUAACCAUGCCAUAAGCAGUCGAAAAUUCCAUACCAGCAGAUUUGGUGCAUCACGGCUACCUCACGAACUUCACCAUAAGAUGACUAUCAUUAUCAAGGACAACUUAGGACGUGAAAAGGAUAAGAAAGAUCGAGAAAAGGACAAAGAGAUAGAUAAAAUGGCCUAUUAUUUGAUAGCAAUUUGUGAGGGAAUCUCUGAGGACAUUAUGAAAUGGACUGGCAAUUACGUGAAAAAUAUCCGAAAUUCCGAUAAGAAAAUCAAUCUCCAAAAUCUGAAAAUCGCGCUGAGUGCGGAUAAGGCCCUGAUGCAGUUGUCAAACUCGCUGAAGAAUGAUGAAGAAGACCAGUCACCCGGCGGAUUCCUUUCGAACUUCUACGAAUUCGAUCUCGACGACUCUGAUGACGAGGAACAGAAGUACACGUCAUACGAAUCGAUAGCGAGCGACUUCCUGAAAGAAGAACGACUCUAUCUUCGAGAACUGAAUCAAGUCAAUGUGUUCCGCCGAAGAUUGGAAAGUGUUUUACAGGAUGAGGACAAGGUUUAUCUUCGUCUUCUGUUUGGAAACCUAGCAGAAAUCCAUGAACUGACGAUGAAAAUGGAACGAACACUUGAAGAUUCAAUAGAAAUGAGUGAUUCGCCCUGCAUUGGAAUGGGUUUAUGGGAACUGGCGGAGGCAUACGAGUUCGACGGAUAUGUGGCUUACUUGAAACGUGGCCGCGACGACGAACCGGAACAGAUUCUGACGCCGGUCAUCACUAAAACCAUAGAAGAGUUGUUGGAAAACAAGCAUUAUGCUGCUUUAUUCGAUACCGAUGAUCGUUCCUAUAGUGUCACUCUAGAUGGGCCAACAUUCCGUUUAGCCAUGAAAUAUGUGCUACCUACACUGCUCCAUGCACCGUUGAUACAUUUCUUUCGUUAUUUGGAAUAUGUAAAUAAACUCCUCAAACACUCCCACAAUGAAGAAGAUCGUACUGAACUGCAGAACUCAAAGUUGUAUUUGACAACAGUUGGCAAUCAACUGGAGCAAACGAUUGAUCAUAAUGGUCUGACGAUGAUCAAAAAUAGAUCGCAUAUAUUUUUAUUUGAUCAUUUGCUGGUUCUAUGUAAAAAGCAUAAAGGAUACAAGUUCAAAGAAAGAAUAACCGUUAAUCUUAUGGAUAUCGUCGACAUUGAGGACAGCGAUGCUAAAAUUUGGGGUGUGCAAUUUCAUCACUGUUGUUAUUCCAAUUCUUGUAAUAUCUUCAGUUUACUUGACCGAGUGCUCGAUGGCUACGAGAAAGAAGAGGCAAAGCGAAUUCCACUUGUUACUCCAGGGCCAGAACAGUACAGAUUUGCUGAACCUGAUUCAGAAGAAAAUAUCUCCUUUGAGGAUUACACAUCUAGUAGCGGAAUUCCUGUCGUUAAGAAUGGUACUGUCCUGAAGCUUGUCGAACGGUUGACCUAUCACCAGUACACAGACAACAAGUAUGUUCAAACAUUCCUAAUUUCCUAUCGAUCAUUCUGUACGCCAAGCGAGUUGUUGGAGAUGCUCAUCGAACGGUUCAAUGUGCCGGUACCCAAUAAACUACUCCAGAACCAGGAAAUGAGAGGUGGUCCGUUAGCUGGACGUUACGACACUGUUCAGUCACACGGUCUUUCGGGAGGAAUGAUGUUUUCUGCGUACAAUGAACAGAGCUAUCAACGAUUCCGAAAGGAGUACGAGCGACCGAUACAGAGGAGAGUUUUGAGUGUUUUACAUCAAUGGGUCAAGAAUCACUGGUACGACUUUGAGAACGACUCGACUCUGCUGGAAGCCCUCGAGCGGUUCCUUCAGACUUCUUGUGACCAAAAAUUGACCAACCAACACAAAAAAUUUUGUAAAAACAUUAUUACUCUGAUAGAGAAGAAGCAGAAACAGCAGGAAUCUGAGGGUCAUGUGAACACUGCAUUUGAUUUUGAAGAUACGAAUGCGUUCCAGCCUAAAAAACCAGAGCCUGUUUGGCAUGCUGCCAAACAAGGAGACGUAGCUAACUAUGAUCUUCUCACGUUACAUCCGCUAGAGAUUGGCAGACAGUUAACCCUGCUUCACUUUGAUCUUUAUCGAGCCAUAAAACCGAUAGAAUUGGUAGGAGCGGCAUGGACAAAACAUGACAAAUAUCGAAGAAGUCCUCAGCUGUUGAAGCUCACAGACCACUCAACCUUGCUUACGUACUGGGUGUCACGAUCCAUCGUUGAAACGGAAUCACUGGAAGAACGGGUAGCGAUGUUUGCUCGCGUACUUGAGGUUAUGUCAGUAUUUGAAGAGCUUCAUAAUUUCACUGGGCUUGUCGCGUUUCAGUCUGCUCUCAAUUCAGCCUGUGUUCAUCGAUUAACUUGGUGCUGGGAGCGUCUUGAUCAUGAGAAAGUGAAAACCUACGAUCGCUUCGCAAAACUUUGUGAACCUCGCUAUAUUGAGAUGCAGAAGCGUAUUCAGUCGAUCAAUCCUCCCUGCGUUCCGUUUUUCGGUCACUACCUCUCAAAUAUAUUUUUCUUCGAAGCCGGCAAUAGCACUUUUGUCAAGUCACCAGGUGGAACAUCAAGUGAAGUUCCGCGUACGAGAAUAGUCUUACAACUAGUUCACUUGCAGGACUCCAACGAUCCUCAAUCACCUCCAGCUUCAAAUAAACGAGUGCUAGUGCAGUUUCUGAAGUGUCGUCGAAUAUCGGACUUAAUUCGUGAAAUCCAAAUGUACCAGAAUCAGCCAUACGCACUCCAAGUAGAAAAGAGCAUACGGGUUUGUUUGGUUCGAGUUUUUCAUACCUGGCAGACUACAAAAAUUCAAUCUAGCAGCAAAAUUAAGGCAAUGGCGAAAGAUGGAUUAAUUGUAUAA